UGGUGGGUGUAGUGCUGAGCAGUGAGCAGUUCCACAGCAGGAACACUCGGCACAGGGGCUGGCUGAGCUGCUCCCUGCCCGGCCGAGGGACAGAGCCCAUGGCUGGCCCCGGGCAGCUGCAGCGCUGGCUCAAUGAGGCCACUGACCCGAGUGUCUCCGAGGAAAACUGGGAAUGCAUCCAGCGGUUCUGCGAGCAGGUGAACGCUGGCACAGAGGGCCCCCUGUUUGCGCUGAGGCUGCUGGCACACAAAAUCCAGUCCCCUCAGGAGCAGGAAGCUCUCCACGCUCUCACAGUGCUGGAGACCUGUGUGAACAACUGUGGUGACAGAUUUCACAGUGAAAUGGCAAAAUUCAGGUUUCUGAAUGAGCUGAUUAAAGUGCUCUCCCCAAAGUACUAUGGAAUCUGGUCUUCAGAAAAAGUCAAGUCGAGGGUCACAGAAGUGAUAUUCAGUUGGACAGUCUGGUUUCCUCAGGAAGUCAAAAUCCAGGAUGCUUAUCAGAUGCUGAAGAAACAAGGGAUUGUAAAAGAAGAUCCCAAACUGCCAGAAGAUAAAAUUUUACCUCCCCCUUCUCCAAGACCUCAGAAUUCUAUUUUUGACACAGAUGAAGAGAAGUCCAAGCUCCUGGCCAGGCUCCUGAAGAGCAGCCACCCCGAGGACCUGCAGGCAGCCAACCUCCUGAUCCAGAGCGUGGUUAAAGAGGAACAAGAAAAGUCAGCUCAGGUGUCCCAGAGAGUGAACACCAUCAGUGAGGUUUCUGAGACUGUCCAACGUGUGGAGGAGUUACUGGAGAACUACAGGAAACAUGAAUUAUCCCCAGCUGACCAGGAGACCCUACAGGCUCUGCUGCAGCGCUGUCAGAGGCUCAGGGCGCUGCUGUUCCGCCUGGCCAGCGAGGCACUGCCUGACCAGGAGGCUCUAGCUGAGGUCCUGCAGGCCAGUGACAAGCUCUCAGGGGUGCUGGGGCAGUACAGGCAGGCUGUGGCCAGCCAGGAGAACGGCGAUGGAGCAGCUCCAGCCAGCUCUGCCCGUGCACCAGCAGCCCCACGGCGCAUGAAGAGCUACACACUGAUCGACUUCUGUGAGCUGGAGCCCAUGGCCCAGACCCCCCCAGAGCCCUGUGCAGACACAGCCUCAGGCUCCCAGCAUGGCACCACAGCCUCCAGCUGCCUGCUCCAGGACGAGUUCCAGUCCCUAGGUCUCAGCAACUCCCCUGCCAUACAGAAACCACCACCCAAUUUUGGCCUAGCAGAGCCUGCUGUACACAAUGGAUUUAGGGAAGGUGUAAGUGCUGUACAAACCCUGGGACCACAGGAGAGCCGGGAAGAUGGCUGUGCAGGGAAGAGUGAAUUCCAGAGCCUGGAUCAACAGCUCUCUCCACUGCCCAGGACCAAAACAUUCUCUUUGGAUUUAUCACCAAUGAAAUUGCCCUUUCCAGAUCUUCCACAUAACUCAGUGGCAGAUUCUCCACUCCUCAGUCCAGGCUACGAGCUGAAGCCUGCUGCCUCUUUGCAUCCAGCUUCCUAUGGUGCUUCUCUAGAAAACCUGUUUGUGCCUUUAAUUUCAGUUACACCAAGACUGGUGAAACCUGAGCUGCUAAAUCCCAAAUGCAGACAUUCAGAUUCCUGUCUCUGUCUUGAAGGCACAUGUAAAUCAGGGGCUGUGUGCCACUUGCUCUGCACUAUCUGUCCACGGACUGUGUAUGACAGGAAUGGUUUCAAGGCCAUGCUCCACUUCUCCAGAGACCCUGCUCCCGGCCGCCCAGACGUGCUGGUGAUGGUCCUGUCCAUGCUGAGCACCUCAGCACACCCCAUUAGGGACAUAGUGUUCCAGGCUGCAGUCCCAAAGACCAUGCAAAUAAAGUUACAACCAGCCUCUGGUUCUGAGCUGCCAGCCUUCAACCCUCUCCUCCCGCCUGCAGUGGUGUCACAAGUGCUGCUGCUCGCCAACCCACACAAGGACCGCAUCCGCCUGAGGUACAGACUGAUGUUCAGGCAGGGCGUGCAGCCCUUCAGUGAGGAGGGAGAGGUGACUGGCUUUCCAGAAGCGCAGCUCUGGGCCAGGAGCUGAAGUGCAGCUGGCUCGGACUCUGCUGCAGCUGGGGAAGGGCUGGGGACCAGCAGUGCUGGCCAGCAAUCCGUAAGGGCAGCUUUUCUGGGGCUCUGCCGCCUCCCUCCUCCUGUGUGCCCGGCGGGAGGAGCUGGAACUGGCUGCUUGUGCCACAGCCCGUCCGUGUAGCCGAGCGUGCUCGACAGGAGCCUGCGGUCCCGGAGCCGCUGGAGAGCACGGCGGGCUCUUUCCUGAUGCUGCCUGCGCCAUUUCCCCUCUCCUUCUUGAAUUAAAAAACAAAACACGAAUCUACACCAGCA
Parus major (Great Tit) is the source of this 2368-nucleotide messenger RNA. It is a transcript of the gene GGA2, whose product is annotated as golgi associated, gamma adaptin ear containing, ARF binding protein 2. Gene Ontology annotation, biological process: intracellular protein transport; vesicle-mediated transport. Bases 99 to 2069 code for a protein of 656 amino acids. Lineage: Eukaryota; Metazoa; Chordata; Aves; Passeriformes; Paridae. Gene Ontology annotation, cellular component: trans-Golgi network. The record is from RefSeq and is a predicted model, not a curated record. Gene Ontology annotation, molecular function: small GTPase binding; phosphatidylinositol binding; ubiquitin binding. The transcript has 18 exons.